Molecule: messenger RNA, 3171 nt
Organism: Amaranthus tricolor (Joseph's coat)
Lineage: Eukaryota; Viridiplantae; Streptophyta; Magnoliopsida; Caryophyllales; Amaranthaceae
Product: probable sesquiterpene synthase
Exons: 6
Coding region: 139-1440 (433 amino acids)
Biological process (GO): diterpenoid biosynthetic process
Molecular function (GO): magnesium ion binding; terpene synthase activity
Source: RefSeq, a predicted model, not a curated record
GUCAUUAAUUGAACGAGACCCUAAGUGAGUAUUUAUAAACAGAGUAUUGCAGUAUUAUAAAUUUAUAAGAGAAGUUCUCUAAUCACAUAAUCAAUUAAAGAAAAAAACUUAGAAAGAAAACACAUUAAGGAUACAAAAAUGAAGGAUGCAUUUAUUGUGCAAGAUCAAAACGGCACAAGUCUAAGAAAACAAGAAAUUCUUCGACCCCUUGCCAACUUUACUCCUAAUUUGUGGGGCGACCUUUUUCUUCAUUACACUUCCCUUGAUUCGGCUACGCAAAAUCAAAAGGAGCAAGAGAUUAGUGAGCUGAAAGAGGAAGUGAGGAGGCAUUUAACAAAUGUUAAGGAUCCAAAAGAAAACCUUCUCCUUAUCAAUGCAAUCCAAAGACUUGGGGUGGCAUAUUGCUUUGGAGAAGAAAUUGAGGCUAUUUUGCAACAUUUUCAUAGCUAUGAUGAUGCUUUUUACAAAGAUGAUCUUGAAUAUGUUUCCUUACGUUUUCGUUUGUUGCGGCAACAUGGCUUCUUUUUAUCAUGUGAUUUAUUCCACAAGUUUAUAAAUGAAAAUGGGAGCUUCAAGGAUAGCUUAAAGACUGAUUUGCAAGGAAUGCUAAGCUUGUAUGAAGCUUCUCAUGUUAGAAUACGAGGGGAGAAGGUUCUAGAAGAAGCCCUUGAUUUUACUACAACUAACUUAACGUCCGUGGUUUCAAAUUUAAGUUCUGAUGAUCCGUUAGGUGAACAAGUAACUCAUGCCUUGGAUCGACCCCUCUACAAAUGCACUAAUAGGCUUGAAGCUAAGUUUCAAAUUCCUUUGUAUGAAUUGGAUGCCUCACAUAACCAAGCUUUGUUAAGGCUUGCCAAAUUGGAUUUCAACAUGCUUCAAUUACAAUACAAAAAAGAGCUUAGUGAUCUCAUUAGGUGGUCAAGAAGCUUAGAUUUCACAGGAAAAUUCCCAUUUUCAAGGGAUAUUGUAGUGGAGACAUACAUAUGGGCAUUAGGAGUGUUGUUUGAACCUGAAUAUUGUUAUGGUCGAGCAAUACUCGUCAAACUUUUAAAGAUAAUGACUGUGGUUAAUGACAUAUAUGAUGCAUAUGGCACCAUUCAAGAGUUGGAACCUUUCACUCAAGCAAUUCUUAGGUGGGACAACCAUUGUAUAAAUGAAGUACCCGAUUACAUGAAAUUGAUUUACCAAAUUUUGGUAGAUACGUUCCAAGACUUUGAGCAAGAUUUAGCUAAUAAUGGAGGAAAGUCAUAUACUAUAUAUGACUAUCUACAAAAGGAACUGAAAAUUUCAUGCCAAGCCUACCUAGAAGAAGCUAGAUGGUGUCAUAAAAAUUACGUCCCACAAUAUGAUGAGUAUAUGAAGAAUGGAAUGGAAAGCUCCGUAUACUGUUUCAUGCUGAUGGCAGCUCACCUAGGCAUGGGAGAAACUGCAACUAAUUAAGGAUGAACUUCAAUGGAUCUACAAAAACUCCAACGCUAUGAAAUCGUCUUGCAAAAUUGCAAGGCUCUGGGCUGACAUGGGUGGACAUAAGGUAUACAUUGCAUUGCAUACCAACUAUUAUAUUGUCAACGAAACUAUUAUGCCGUGACAAUUCGUCACAUGAUUUUCAUCGUGGCCCACUCGUGUGGACACGGAAGACCUGUGGGCUUGAGCCUACAAAUCCACGAGUCAAGAGCGUUGACUUGCACAUACACUUGGUGAGGUUCAUUAUUUCCGAAAACUAUAUGGUAGUAGGAAGAUUAGCUCACCCACUAUAUAUGCAAGUCAACAACCCACUAUUUUAUCGAUGUGGGAUCUUAUCUCACAUGUGAAGUAUUUCCAACAGAUUCAACUCAAUCAAAAUUUUAAGCUGGUGCUUGAAAUUUAUUUGUAACCCAAGCCUAUAUUAGAGCUCUUUGAGCUAGAUGUGGGAUGCAACUCACAACCCUUUAAAUUGAAUUUGUUAGAAUAUAUAACAUAUUUUGAGGCCUCAACUAUCAACUUAAGCUUUUGGUUGAGUUGGUUUCUUGAUAUGGUAUCAGAGCCACUAAGGUCAUUGAUUCGAAUCUCAAACACCCCUCAAAUUCCAGUGGAAUAUACAUUUCACAUUAAGUAUGAGGAGGAUCUAUGUUGCAUCCACACUUCUAGCCCAAAGAAUUCUCAUGUGAGGCGGAGUUGUUAAAGUAUGUAAUAUAUCAUGGCGCCUCAACCAUCAGCUUAAACUUUUGGUUAAAUUGGUUUCUUAACAUAGUAUCAUGAUAUGUUAUAUACUCUAACAUGAGUAUUAGAGUAUAUAAAAAAUCUUAAAGUCUCAACCAUCAGUUUGAGGUUUUAGUUAGAGUUAGUUCCUUGACAGAAUCGAGGGGCAGAUGAGAAAUCCGUGACAUUUCACGUUGACUUCUAAUACCAAGAAUGUCAAGGAACUAACCGCGUUGAUUAAUUCUUACGUGCAUGGUUCAAUUUGGCAUGGAGUUUGAGCGAAAAAGAAAGCAUGUAGACUCGGCCGUGGAGUGCUAUAUGGAUAGCUUUAAUGUUUCAGAGGAAGAAGCUUAUAAGGAGCUCCAGCACCAAGUAGAGGAAGCAUGGAAGGAUUUGAAUGAAGAAAUGUUGAGGCCAACUGCUGUGUGUAUGCGUCUUCUAAAGCUCAUUACAAACAUGUGUAGGGCAUUAUACGACAUGUAUAAGAUUGGUGAAGAUGCCUUCAACAUGCCUAUAACUAUCAAAGACAAAGUUCAAGCACUUCUUAUUGAUCCAGCUAUCUAAAACUACAUUCAAUUAAUUAAGUGUGGUUUGAUAUUAUAUGAGAUUAAUGUUUUCAUUUUGCUUCUUUUCUAAAAUGCUUAUUUUAACAUUGUUGUGUUUUUUCUUUAAGACAUUAGAACUCUGAGAUUCUGAUACUCAGAUUUAAAUUGAAAAGGGAUUGAUAGACUACUCAUAUCAACAAGGUGUUUAAUGGGAGUCCAUUUGUUAAGAACUCCACAGUCUUUAAGCGUGCUUGAUGGGAACAAUCUUAGGAUGGGUGUUAUAGAUAUUUUCUAUGUUUUGUUUGUGGGGCCAAAGUGCGCUGGAAAUACUGGUGUUGAUUUGUGGGGCCAGUCUACAGUCUUCAUGAGUAAUUACUAGCGGUCCGUUGGGCCGGGGUGUCAUAGAUAUUUUCUAUGUUUUGUCUUAUAUUUUCUCUGUUUUUUUUAC